This is a messenger RNA of Brienomyrus brachyistius, 2606 nucleotides long. Its product is annotated as extracellular calcium-sensing receptor-like. The transcript is spliced from 6 exons. Gene Ontology annotation, molecular function: G protein-coupled receptor activity. The record is from RefSeq and is a predicted model, not a curated record. Lineage: Eukaryota; Metazoa; Chordata; Actinopteri; Osteoglossiformes; Mormyridae. Gene Ontology annotation, biological process: G protein-coupled receptor signaling pathway. Gene Ontology annotation, cellular component: membrane. The coding region runs from base 14 to 2602 and encodes 862 amino acids.
AGCCUGUCAGAAGAUGGCGUCUCUGCUCAUGUGGUCCCUGUUUUACCACGUCUGCCUCCUUGAGCUCACCAGCUCCACCCAAACCACAGCCUACAGCUGCUCUCUGCUGGGCCACGUUGAGAUGCCAGGCUUUCUGGCUGAUGGAGACUACAUCAUUGGGGGGAUUUUCCCUAUGCACUACAGGGUGGAGCUGCCCCCCACAAACUACACCCAGAAACCGGCUUCCGCACAGUGUCUGGGGUUCGAUCCCAGGUCGUUCCGAUGGGCUCAGGCUUUGAGAUUUGCUGUACAGGAGAUCAACCAGAGUAAGAACUUGUUGCCCAACCUCACUCUGGGCUACAGGAUCUUUGACUCCUGCUCAACUCCACGACUGGCCCAGCAGGCAGUUCUAACAGUGCUAAAUGGACCCGAAGAAGCUCACAAUGUCAUGUGUUCUGGCGCUGCUCCAAUUUUAGCUGUGGUUGCAGAAUCUGGGUCAUCUCAGUCCAUUGUCGUGUCCAGAACUCUACAGCCCUUCAGAAUGCCACAGAUCAGCUAUUUUUCAACCUGCUCAUGCCUGAGUAACCGGAGAGAAUUCCCCACCUUUUUCAGAGUCGUCCCUAAUGACGACUAUCAGGUAAAAGCCAUCGCGCAGCUCUUGAAGCAUUUCGGUUGGACCUGGGUUGGCGUGGUCACAGAGGACCAUGACUAUGGCAGGUUUGCAGUUCAGGGUCUAAGAGCAGUUAUCAAAGAUAUGGGCAUUUGUUUAGCUUACCACGAAAUGAUACCCAAAGUCUACAGUCGAGAAAAAGUGCUUGAAAUCUUGGAUGUUAUGAAAAGUUCAACUGCCAGAGUGGUCGUCAUUUUCUCUGUUGAAGGGGAGCUUUACCCCUUCCUGAAAGAAUACAUGGAUCAUAACAUCACUGGGAUUCAGCUGAUCGCCAGUGAAGCCUGGGUAACGGCCUCGGUGAUAGCAGAAACCUACCCCUUCCUCACUGGCACCAUCGGGUUUUCCAUCCGCCAAGGGAUGGUCCCUGGGCUCAGGGACUACCUGCUGACUGUGAACCCGCUGAGGUACCCCAACAACUCCCUGGUACAGGAGCUGUGGGCUGCUUUGUACGGUUGUUCCAUGCAACAUCCUGGCAACAGGAGCCCGGUCUCCCCAGAGCUGCCCUCCUGCACAGGGUCGGAGCCCCUCCUCAAACAGCACUCUGCCUACCUGAACACAUCCAGCUUCCGUGUGACCUACAAUGUGUAUAAGGCUGUGUACGCCAUCGCCCACUCCCUCCAUAACCUGCUCAGCUGUGAGCCUGGAAAAGGGCCUUUCCAGAACUCAUCGUGUGCCAACACCACCAGCAUCUAUCCAUGGCAGCUUCAGCAGUAUCUUCAAGACGUCUCCUUCUCCAUCUCUGGAGAGAAGGUGAACUUCGAUGAGAAGGGUGACGCCAUCCCAUCCUAUGAUCUUAUCAACUGGCAACGGGGCACAGCCGGAAAUAUAGAGUUUGUCAAAGUGGGCAUGUUUGAUGGCUCAAGGGAUGCUGGGAAGGAGCUGUUCAUCCAGGACGAGGCCAUCGUGUGGACGGGCCAUCAGAGCGAGGUGCUGGUGUCUGUGUGCAGUGACAGCUGCGCUCCAGGAUCUAGGAAGGCUUUCCGUCGUGGGGAGCCUCUGUGCUGCUUUGACUGUGUACCAUGUGACAACAGCAAGAUUAGUAAUCAGACAGAUUCAAUAGACUGCACACCUUGUCCCGAAUACUACUGGUCCAACGCAGCCAGGACAGAAUGCAUAGUAAAGACAGUUGAGUUCCUCUCCCAUGAUGCAAUGGGGCUAGCCCUGACUGUGAUUUCCAUAGCGGGAGCUUGCCUCACCGCCGCUGUACUGUCAGUAUUCACACACCACAGGAACACUCCCAUCGUUCGGGUCAACAACUCGGAGCUGAGCUACUUCAUCCUCCUCUCUCUAGUCCUGUGCUUCCUCUGCGCCCUACUGUUUAUCGGAGAGCCCACACCGUGGUCCUGCAUGCUGCGUCACACUGCCUUCAGCAUCACCUUCUCCCUCUGCAUCUCCUGCAUCCUGGGAAAGACUCUGGUUGUGUUGGCAGCUUUUACAGCAGCCAGGCCUGGCAACAACAUCAUGAAGUGGCUGGGACCCAAACAACAGAGAGUGAUCAUCUUCAGCUGCACCUUAGUGCAGGUCGUCAUCUGUGCCGUGUGGCUGGCUGCCGCUCCACCGUUCCCCUUCAAAAACACUCAGUACAGCAGGUCCAAGAUCAUCCUGGAGUGCAGUGUGGGCUCCAGCUUGGCCUUCUGGUGCGUUCUGGGAUACAUCGGCCUCCAAGCUUGCCUGUGCUUUGUCCUGGCCUUUCUCGCUCGCAAACUGCCGGGCAAUUUUAAUGAGGCGAAGUACAUCACCUUCAGCAUGCUUAUCUUCUGCGCUGUGUGGCUCGCCUUCAUUCCUGCGUACAUCAGCUCACCUGGAAAGUUCACAGUGGCUGUAGAAAUCUUUGCUAUCCUAGCCUCUAGCUUUGGUCUGUUGUUCUGUUUGUUUGCUCCAAAAGUCUAUAUCAUUUUAUUAAAACCAGAGAGAAACACCAAACAGCAUCUCAUGGGAAGGGUAAUGAAGUAAAAGU